CACACGCGUGCGAGAUCUCAACUGCUAAAGACGUGUCUCGGACUGUUGUGGUGCAUCCCGUUGUUUUGCUGUAGUAUACAUUGAUUCGGCAUAUUUUGUAAGUGAUACUUUGGACAGAUAAUGGCGAAACACAUUUGGUUGAACACUCUUCUCCUGUGUUAUUUCAUUCUGAGAUCAUAUGCUCACAUCGGAUGCUGUGAGGACCACUCUCUGAUGUGCAACGAAUGGGCGUCGCACGGACUCUGUGAAGCAAAUCAACUCUUCAUGGCCCAAAACUGUCCCAGAGCAUGUAACAUGUGUGUUGCCGAUAUCGCCGACCGCGACAGACGCUGCUUCCAGUGGGCCGUGAACGGCGGCUGUGUCCUCCAGCGCGUGUUGCAUAGAUGCCCUCACUCGUGCGGAAGGUGCGCCAAGCCCGAGCAGAAGCUCACGGUUGUCAAGUCAAUCACCAAGCCGGAUUUUCCAUGCGGCGGCCCCACCCACCAACAGAUGUCCCUGCAUGAGGCGAUUCGGGGCAGGACAAGAACGCAUCUGCUUGCGGACUCAGGCCCCGUGGGAUCAGAGAUUCUGCUGAACGUGACCUGCGGGGCGGCCCCCAUCGCGCCCCACUACCUUCUGACUGCUGCCCACUGCGUCGUCAAUACAAAGUACACCCCGAGAAGCAUUCAUCUCGGAGCAAAUGACCUAACCAAUCCAGAGUCUGCAGAGUACCACAUAGAAGAAAUCAGGUACCACCCUAACUAUAAUCCCAACUCCGCCGAGAGGUAUAACGACAUUGCGAUCAUUAAGACGAUCCAACCCAUGCGGUUCUCAGAUCGAGUGUACCCGUUCUGCGUGUCGCCAGAUGAAGUCGCCCACAACACCCCGGUUACUGUGCAAGGCUACGGUUUAGUUAACGAAACAUCAAGAGCAUCGUAUCUACAAGAGGCCAAGUUGUUCAUCGUGGGCCAGGGAGAGUGUGAGAGAGCGUACGACAGGGAGGGAAGUCUGCAUCACCUGCGUCUGCGCUACCCAAACCUCCUGCAGCAUUCUGACGUCAUCUGCGCCGCUGCCCACAUGAGGGAUGCUUGCCGGGUGCGUGAGGCUGUAUGCUGAUGGGGUUUUCAUUGCUGUUUUCGCAUUUCUGUAAUGUUGACGAAUACACACACACACACACACACACACACACACACACACACACACACACACACACACACACACACACACACACACACACACACACACACACACACACACACAAAUAACCCCUGAAUCACAUUUGCACUUCUAUGAACUACGAAUGCUGUGAGAAAAAAUUAGGAAUUGCAGUUUGCAAUAAGAUACUGACAAAGUCGGAAGAAAAUUCAUGAGGUAAAAGAAGAGUAGGACGAAUAUUUAGUUCGAAAGAAGGAAAGGUAGAGAAAAGGACAUGUAUUUUGGAGAAAUUGAUAAAGAAUGAUGAACGUUUAGUCAGUCUGUAUAAACCCCUCUGUCUGUCUAUUUACCUCCAUCUAUCUGCCUGUUUAUCUAAAUGUCUGUCUGUGUUUUGGUAUGCAUAUUCACAAAUGUUUGUAAAGAUUCUACCUUAAUUUUACUAUUAUACUUUUGUGCCAGUGUUAUGGAUAAAGCAUUUGGCAUCCAUUAUGUUUCGACACAUGACAUCACUGUUUCCAGCGACUCGUGGGCCUCUGUUCGCGCAGACAAAGGGUGAGUUCAUCGUGGGAUAGUGAGCACGGAGAAUGCGGCUCGUUUCCGGGAACUUACUCGCGUUGCAAGCACUCAUUUAUGACCAGUCAUGCUGGUAAAAGAAUAGACAAGUUAUACACUGUAAAGAGAACUUUUUUGCCAUAUAGAAUUCGCUCACUUUUUAAAGUAAUCACACCAGACACAUCACACACACACACACACACAAACACACACACACACACACACACACACACACACACACACACACACACACACACGCAAAAGGUCGUGUUUAAUGGUAUAUCUGAUUUCUGUUGUUACAACGCCUGUACUUGCAAUUCCAUAUUCGUUGCUUUGUAUGUUGAUUUAUAACAUUAAAAACUCAACUAUGAAAUACUAACAUUAUGUUAAAAAUUUCCCGAACACUAUGAUCAAUAAACUUCUCGAACAG
Penaeus monodon (black tiger shrimp) is the source of this 2116-nucleotide messenger RNA. RefSeq names its product plasminogen-like. The transcript has 8 exons. Gene Ontology annotation, molecular function: serine-type endopeptidase activity. The coding region runs from base 121 to 1095 and encodes 324 amino acids. The record is from RefSeq and is a predicted model, not a curated record. Gene Ontology annotation, biological process: proteolysis. NCBI's taxonomy places the organism in Eukaryota, Metazoa, Arthropoda, Malacostraca, Decapoda, Penaeidae.